AUGGCUGAGUUCGACAUCCUCGCGCAACCAUACGACCUCGAAGCCUCGCAUAAAGCCGACCGCGGCAACGACUGUAUCACAGUCAACAUCGGCCUUCACUUCGACUUUUGCGGAUUUGCCGAAGAACAUGGGGCGCAGUCAGCGACGAAGCUGUACAUCCUUGGUGAUUGGCAUUCACCGUCCAAUGGCUUGCAGUCGAAGAAGGGCGUCGAGAAGAUUUGCAAUCUCAUUGAGAUGAUGCCUAACUUGGAAGAGUUAACGUGGGUUUCAGGGCUGCCGUUCAUGGACCUUGUUUGGACAGUCCUACCGAAGACUCUGAAGAAACUAGUUGUAUCUCUGAGCAGAGCGGUCGAAGUUCACCCGGACGACGCCUUCCACGUUCCGAAAUUCAUCUCACAGGAGUCGAUGAAGCCUCUAGUCCAUUUCACUCAGCUUCGGGAGCUCCGUCUCUUUGGGAUGCAAGACUCCUUUCAGUGCAUCAUCUGGGAAACAGUCUUUCGGAAUGAAGCCGAGGGUGGCGGAAUGCGUGUCCUUGAUCUUAGAAUGGAGCACGCGCCCCUGGUAGACCGCAUGGCACACUGGGUCAAAGGCCAGGACGUAGCUGAACUGACUGUCUCUGACGAUGAUCCCCCAGAGUACAAGGGCUCUGACGGGAAAGGCAUUCUGCACCAUCGAUACGGGUGCGGCGAGUACCUCGACCAUUUCUGCAUGAAGAAAGGGCGCAUUGCGUCCGGAGUGGACGAGACGAAGCCCCUUCCCCUAUGGUGCCUCAAGCUCGACGGCUUCGUAAUUGACCGGCUUCCAUUCGAGCACGAGCUCACCCGUAUCGUAUUGCUGACCUGUGGCGAGAGCUGUGUCGAUGCGGGUCUCCGCGCUCCCAAGACCCCCCGCGCACCAUUAAACAAAUGGGGUUCCAGUGUGAACAAAGACAACACUCAUUCCUACAUCGUAUGGCCGAGUUGGUCGGGAAUCUUCGACAACCAAGGACAACUGCUCGACGCGGAAGGGAGUGUCGACCGAGAUGAGGAGCGUGACGUUGAUCCGGCCAUUAAAGAGGGAGCCUCAAGUGACUCGGUGCCGCUGACCAAGGAGUUUUUCGACCUUGAAGAUUUGGAGGCGGCUCUGAGAGAACACAAGCGGAUGGAGCCACUCAUUGUUCCUGGGUCUCCGUUGUACGACGCAUCCCAAGGUACAGACGGCGCCCCAACCUCACUGGAUGUAGCAUCCAAUGCUUCAACUCGCGGCUCAGCGGUGCCAACUUCUCCUGUGAUGACGGCGAUCAAUAGCUCCGCUCUAGUCGAUGCCAUUGACAAUACUCACAACACAAACGGAGAGGUAGAUGGGGACGUCGACUGGAAUGCCGCGACCGCUGGCUCCACCAAGCCUCGAAGCAACGACGGUACAGCAACGCCGCCGAACAUUGCUCGAAAGAUGCGCAGGCCUUACUAUCCUGCUCCAGGUAUAAACUAG
Molecule: messenger RNA, 1470 nt
Organism: Trematosphaeria pertusa
Lineage: Eukaryota; Fungi; Ascomycota; Dothideomycetes; Pleosporales; Trematosphaeriaceae
Exons: 4
Coding region: 1-1470 (489 amino acids)
Source: RefSeq, a predicted model, not a curated record